AUGGCUGCCAAAGGAGGGGGAGCCAAGCCCGUCACCCAGUCCAGGAUGGAGAACUUCCGAAAGGUGAGGACCUCGGAGGAGGAGACCCCCUUGCCCUUCCCUGACCUGCCCCCAGACGUGGUGGAGAUGAAGGUGAAGGAGGGCAGCAAGAUCAGGAACCUGAUGAACUUUGCCAUGGCCCAGAUGGAGCUGAAAGGCAGCCGGCAGAUCGUCUUCAGCGGCUGCGGCAGGGCAGUCACCAAGACCAUCACCUGCGUGGAGAUCAUGAAGCGGAAGCUGGGAGGUCUUCACCAGGUCACCAAGGUGCGCUACAAAACCUUGCUGGAGGUCUGGGAGAACCAGGACCCGCUGCCCGGUGGCCCGGCGCAGAACCUGCCCGUCCAUAAGAACGUCCCCUCCAUCUGCAUCCUGCUCUCUCGAGACCCCCUGGAUCCCAACCAGACAGGCUAUCAACCUCCGGAGCCCUGGCAUGGGCUGGGGACACAGCUCACUGCUGCAGGAGAAGACACCUCCAGCUCCUCCACCAAGGGGCUGAAGCGGCCCCUGCCACCUCCCCACGAGGAGCUGCUGACCAAGAAGUUGCAGGUACAGGUACCCGACAGCCUGAGGGGCUCGGGGACCAUGGACCGCCAGCCGGACAGCCACCACUGA
Messenger RNA from Mesitornis unicolor (brown roatelo), 651 nucleotides. It is a transcript of the gene RPP25, whose product is annotated as ribonuclease P/MRP 25kDa subunit. Lineage: Eukaryota; Metazoa; Chordata; Aves; Mesitornithiformes; Mesitornithidae. Gene Ontology annotation, molecular function: RNA binding. The coding region runs from base 1 to 651 and encodes 216 amino acids. The record is from RefSeq and is a predicted model, not a curated record. Gene Ontology annotation, biological process: tRNA 5'-leader removal. Gene Ontology annotation, cellular component: ribonuclease MRP complex. The transcript has a single exon.